AUGGGGGGGCCAGAAGAAAGUAUCUGCCCUGUGGUUGGAGCCUGGGCUGUGGAUGACCUUUGGGGCCUCGGGGGACGGUCGGGGACAGGGCUGGCAAAUCAGUUCUUCUGGGAUCGCCAGGAACCACAGAUGAGUGACGAGAUGCGAACAUGGCUGGCAAACAGUGACAUAGCAAUGACUGAGUGUGACAAGCAUCUGGUGAAGAAUGGAGGAGACAGCAUGGAAGUGCCGGACUCAAAGAGAAUUGUCCUUCUGGGGAAAACUGGAUGUGGCAAAAGCAGCUUGGCUAACACCAUAUUUGGAGAGGAAGUCUUCAAGAUCAGCCACUUUCCCAUUUCCGAACUAAGUCUGUCUCGAGGGGAAACCAGACCUGUUAAUGGCAGGAACCUCACUCUGAUUGACAGUCCCGGUCUUUUUGACACCCGUGUCUCUGAAGUCAAGCUUAAGAAGGAGAUCCUGAGCUGCAUCACAGAGUGCGCUCCCGGACCUCACGCUUUCCUCAUCGUUCUUAAAGUGGAGAAAUUCACAAAGCAGGAGAAAGACGUCAUCAGAGAAAUAUGCAGACACUUCUCUGAAGAGGCUCUGAAAUUUGCUGCCAUUGUCUUUACCCAUGGAGACCAGCUCCCAGAGAGAAGGAGGAUCGAGGACUUUGCCCAACACAACGAAGAACUGAAAGACCUGGUGAAAAACUGUGGAGGCAGGUGCCAUGUUGUAGACAAUAAAUACUGGAACCGUAACACAGAAGAUCAGUAUAGGAACAAUAAGCUCCAAGUGGCAGAAAUACUGAGUACAGUUGAUAAGAUUAGUGAAGCAAAUGAUGGCAAGUUUUACACCAAUGAGAUGCUGCAAGCAGUGAUAAACCAAAUAGAGGUAGAGGAGGCAAAAAUGAAGCCCUCAUCAACUAACCAGUCAUCAGAGGAAACUAGAAACAAAGCUAAAAGAAGCGUGUUUAAUUCGUUAAUGUGUCAGCUAGUGGGUAGUGCUACAGGGGCAUUGUUGGGAGCAUUCCUUGGUGUGACCAAGCACAUUAAACUCUUACUUAGUGGGUCGGAACAUUCAGAUGUUCCACCACAAGCAUCUGUCCAAAGCCCGACAUUGCUUUCUGAGGCUGCUUUAAGUGAAGCCAUGAGGGGAGUCAGGAAAGGAUACAAUGCAGGUGCAGAAGCAGAAACUGUACAGGAGGCAUUUAGUGAAGCCAUGAAAGCUGUUUGGCAUCAGAGCCCCGAGACGGACUCAAGUGUAAAAAGAGAAAAAAAGGAGAAAGACUCAGAGAGUAAAGGAAAGGCAGAAACAGAUUAAUUUUAUGUGUUUGAACAUGUUAAAUGUGAUACAAGUAUAAAACUUUCUGAUUUUAUCUCUCAACAGAAUCAUAUAUGCUGCAAAGUUGAUUCAUAAUAGUAAUAAUAAAAAUAAUAAUCUGUGAAAAUCAUGCAUGGGAAAGUAUAUGUUGCAAUGAUAUUAACUUUAUUUGAUUCUGUUUAUCUAACGAGGUCCACUGAUAAACUGUUGUAGACAUACUUAGCCACCAGGGGGAGCUAAAGCGCAUGAAAAGCCUGGGUGCAAAGAGAGAAAGAACAAGGCGUCUGAGCUACUUUGUUGUUUAGUGUUAAUGGCCUGUAGAUAUAAAGGCAUGCUAGAGAAAAUAAUUUGUUCUGUGUGGAUUUUGAAAAACCAGACUAAUCAAAGGGGAAAAUGUUU
This is a messenger RNA of Poecilia latipinna (sailfin molly), 1698 nucleotides long. RefSeq names its product GTPase IMAP family member 7-like. Gene Ontology annotation, molecular function: GTP binding. Lineage: Eukaryota; Metazoa; Chordata; Actinopteri; Cyprinodontiformes; Poeciliidae. The transcript has 4 exons. The record is from RefSeq and is a predicted model, not a curated record. Bases 1 to 1299 code for a protein of 432 amino acids.